UUUUAAACAUUAGGUGUAGCACGUACAAAUAGACAGAACUAUCCCCAAGAAAAGCUCGUCAAUUAUGUCCGUAUUAUAACUAUAUUGAAGAAAAGAACUUUUGAAAAUCAUUCGUUUUCAAUUGAUCACGUUUUUCUAUUCGUGGGUGGUAGGUCAAAACAUAGAAUUAUGGGAGUCUUUUAUUAACUGUCUACUGCUGGAUUAUACAAAUACUAGGCUUGCAUAAUUGCUCUAACUAUAGGGACGCUGGUGAGUCUCCUCUACUGAAGCAAACUGAUUCGGUCACUAUGGACAUGGUGACGAACGGAUCACAUAAUGGUCACGAUGCCAUGGAUACGAUGACCACUCACAAUCACGAGCAACACGGGGGACACGGCAUGGGCAUGAUGAGCACAGCCAGUGGUCACGGACAACAUGGACAACCAGGUUCUAUGGGUGGCCACAUGGCCAUGGGCCACAGCAUGUUUUUCACUAUCGGUGAGAAAGUAACAUUGCUGAUACAGGAUUUUACUGUAAUGGAGGAUGAUCUUGGCAACUUCAUCGCAGCCUGUGUUGUCAUCUUCCUCAUUGCUGCACUCUACGAGGGUUUCAAAGUUUUUCGUGAAUCGCUUCUUCAUCGUCACCCGCCUAAUCGCGGAUAUGAAGCUACGGACCUUGAAAAGAGAGGUAGUACUGCUCCGCUGGCUAGCGAUGACUAUUAUAGCUCCGGGGUGACAUGGUGUAGUGGAUGGCACGUGCUGCAGUCGUUUCUUCACGUCAUUCAAGUGACCAUUAGCUACAUACUGAUGUUACUGGUGAUGACGUUUAACGUCUGGAUUGGACUCUCCGUCGUGUUGGGCGCGGGAUUUGGGUAUUUUAUUUUCGCCUUCAAACGCAAGAGUACGGUUGACGUUAACGAACACUGCCACUAAGCUGUGAUCACACGUUCUUACCACUCUUGCAAAUUCUUCAUUUACAUAGCUUGUACAAAAAACAUAAUACAUUUUUUACUAUGCUAAGGGUAACGGGUGUAGGCUUGUAUAGCGUAUAAUAGUAAGUCUCAAUUCAAUUUAAAUGCGAGGUAUCGCCACAAUAUCAGUGGUACCAAAUAUAAAAUACGAGUUAGGCUUGCUUUAUAAUUGCAACGAUAACGAUAAAAAGCUAAAAAUCAAUUGUUCAUAUAGAAAAUAAUAGGCCUAUAAAUAAAAAAGUUUUUACACCAGGACGAUUACUUCUCUUAUUUUCUAUAUGACAAAUUGUACAGUAAAUAUUACACAAAGAAACAACAAAAACAUUAAAUAACACAAGGGAAAUAAAAUUAGAUGAUUAAAUGGAUAAGAAGAGAUAAGUUUUAUGCCUAAAUUUAACAUGAAAUUGAUAGAGAUUCCAGUAUACUGAUGAGAAAAGAAUAUUUUGUAAUGUACAUGCACAGUGUAUGUAUUGUACUAUUUCGAAAAGAAGCCCAUGCUAUUUUGCAAACUAAAGAGGGGUGGGUGGGAUUAAUUCGAGGUUUUACAGUAUACAUUUAUGUCACUAUUCAUGCUGCAUUAUUGCAUUUAUUAUCAUUUAAAAAGAGCAUGUGUUGCUGUGUCCACCCCCAACCCACUAGGAAACUUUGAAAUUUAUAAUCAUGUAGGCAGCAGGGUGUUUGGCAGCAAAUUAUAGUAAAAAAUCAGUGACGUAUCUAGGGGGUGUGCAUGCCCCGCGGCCCCACAAAAAAUGCUCUCCCCAGUUGCCCCCACCAAGAAUGCUUAAAGCAAAAAUAUUACAUUCAAGUACUUAAAAAUCACCUCAUUUUGUGAGCUAGCACCUCGUACUUAAUCAUCGAGCACCUCCCCCACCCCCAACUUCACCUUCUCUUAGAUAAGCCGCUGAACCUCUUUUUUUUAAAUUAUUAUAAUACAAAUAUACCGUAUGCAAAAUAAAGAAUUUUGAUAAUAUAUAAAUAAAUUACCAAUAUUUGUAGAAUUUGGUUGAAGAGUUUCUUUUAUCUCACCCCACAUUUAGCAAUGUUCCUCUUGCAAUCAAAAGCAAAUACACAUCGUCAGCUGUUCUCAGACAAUGAAAUAAAUAUUUAUUCGAACAUACACCUUUAGAUCGGUGGCACUCAAAAACCAUUUGGUGCAUUCAUAGUGAAACAAAAUAAACAAGUCAAUCAUGUGAAAAUAGUACUCUAGUCAAACUGUGCACGCACAAUUCACGCUGGAUUGGAUUCCAGUCCCUAAAUUUUCUCUUCUUUUUCAGUGAAAACGCGAAAAAAUAAAUCGAUUCUGGCACCAA
This is a messenger RNA of Anneissia japonica, 2259 nucleotides long. Its product is annotated as high affinity copper uptake protein 1-like. Gene Ontology annotation, biological process: copper ion transmembrane transport. NCBI's taxonomy places the organism in Eukaryota, Metazoa, Echinodermata, Crinoidea, Comatulida, Comatulidae. The transcript is spliced from 5 exons. Gene Ontology annotation, cellular component: membrane. The record is from RefSeq and is a predicted model, not a curated record. The coding region runs from base 288 to 911 and encodes 207 amino acids. Gene Ontology annotation, molecular function: copper ion transmembrane transporter activity.